UGUUCUGGGGCAGUCUGACAAAGAGAAGUCAUGCAGCGGCGCCACUAGGACCUCUGACCACCACCAGCAGGCAAGGGCGUGAAGUGUCUUGCCCAAGGACACAACAAUAAAGGCGGAUGGAGUGGGAAUCAAGCUACUAUUUGAUCCCUGAAUUAUAUAUUAAAUGAAAUUACUCAUCUAAUACAAGUAAGGUAGCUAUAACUGGUAAUCUUUUUUACAAAAUCACACUUAAUAAAUUCCAAACAAUCCCUUUACGUGUGUGGUCAGCCUUAUUGGAUUUUGGAGUCCUGAAAUCACAUACUGAAAUAGGCACAUUUCAGUAUGUAUCUAUGUUUAUGACAAAACACAACACACUGAAAAACUUAAAAACCUGUUUUGUUCUCUUUUCAAAGCAAUGGAAGUCGUUUUUUUUUUGUUGUUGUUGUUUUUUUUUGGGAAGGGGAAACGUAGUGUUUACAGAAGUGGCAGUUGUCAUUAACCUUUUGGAAACCACUACACAUAGGUCUCAAGAAGGGUCUUUGAACGCAACAGCAGUCCGAUUCCUAGAAAAUCCGCUCCGGGUCUUCCUAUGAUCCGACCGGACUCCAUGUUGUUCUGUCAGCUUCAGAGCGAGCAAGUGCACUGGCCGAAAACUCUCACGUUGCAGUUUUCGGUGCCUGACAAGAAAAAGUUGUUGCAGACUCUCCCCGAGGGUGUAGCCCCUUCAGAAAAAUAUGGCAGACUACCGGGAUGACAACGGAGCUCGGGCUCUGCUUGCAUUACAGUCGGCGCCGUGUAGCCCCGUGCGCGUCGCGGUGACCUCUCACUCCUAUCACCAGCCCUCGCUCUCUGUCUUGGGUCCUCCAAUAAUGGAAGCUCGCUGCGAUGCCGGAGGUUUUCCUGCAAGGCUCUCUUCUACUCCUCCGCAGGCCCUUGCGAGGCUCGAGGGCCGGGACUUUGAGUUUGUCAUGCGCCAGAGGACGGUCACCAUAGGCCGGAACUCGUCCCACGGCUCGGUGGACAUCAACAUGGGUCACUCGAGCUUUAUUUCAAGGCGACACCUGCAGAUAACUUACGACGAGGCGGGUGGCUUCUCUCUGCGGUGUCUGGGGAAGAACGGCGUGUUUGUUGACGGCGUGUUCCAGCGGAGAGGAGCUCCGCCGCUACCGCUGCCCAGAGAGUGUGUGUUUCGGUUUCCCAGUACCGUCAUCAAGAUCCAGUUCACGUCACUCCUGGAAGUGGAGGAGCACAGGGAGAAGGAGCAGCCCUCUCCCCCGCCCCGCCCGCUGCUGCCCCACAUCUCCCCUCUUAAGAUCAGCAUUCCCACCGUGCAGCAGCAUGAAGAGCACAUCAGGGCGUUUGGCUCCCCGCUGCCGUCACCCACCGGCACAAUCAGUGUUCCCAACUCCUGCCCUGCUAGCCCUCGAGGGGCAGGGUCAUCAGGGUAUCGCUAUGGACGCAAUGUGACCUCCGACCUUCAGUUAGCUGCAGAAUACGCUGCGAAGGCUGUAUCUGAGCAGAGGCGAAGUCUUGCUGAGCACAGAGGUGGGGGAAGUGAGCAGCGUGUGGAGUCGGUGGGCGGAGACAGCCCCAAGGAUGAGUCCAAGCCUCCGUAUUCCUAUGCACAACUGAUCGUCCAGGCCAUCUCUUCAGCUCCAGACAAACAGCUUACCCUCAGCGGGAUUUAUGCCCACAUUACCAAACACUACCCCUACUACCGCACUGCAGACAAGGGCUGGCAGAACUCAAUCAGACACAACUUGUCUCUGAACCGCUACUUCCUGAAAGUAGCCCGUUCUCAGGACGAGCCUGGGAAGGGAAGUUUCUGGCGCAUCGACUCAGCCUCUGAGAGCAAGCUGGUGGAACAAGCCUUCAGGAAGAGACGGCAGAGAGGCGUGGCCUGCUUCAGGACUCCGUUCGGACCUUUGUCGUCACGAACCAAGAGUGCACCGGCGUCUCCCACCCAUCAGGGGCUGCUGUCCCCUUCGUCCAGUGGGCUGCAGACUCCUGAGUGUCUGAGCAGAGAGGGCUCUCCCAUCCCUCAGGACCACCAUGAGCAGCUGGCCAGCAAACUGGCGUCUGUGCCGGAGUACAGGUACUCCCAGAGCGCCCCAGGCUCCCCAGUCAGCGCUCAGCAUGUCAUCAUGGCUGCCCCCCCCCACCCAACUGUCCUGAAGCCCAUCAACAUGCUUCAGAGUGCCCCGCAGCCUUCCGUCACCAUGGUGCGUGUGGUCACCAGCGCUCCUCUAGUGCCUGCCCCCCCUAAUGGCUACAGCACUUUGACUGUUGGAGGACUGGAGAGCAACAGCGACAUCAGAGAUGCCCAGCAGAACAGAGAGUUGGUGAUCCAGACGCUGGACAGCGUGGUGCAGGCUGGAGAGGGACGCCAUGUCACACCGGGGUUACACCAACUUCCUGUCCGUCCUGUUACCCAGAAUGGCAAACACAUCACUGCUGCUGUUCCCACAGUAACCAGCUUUGCCAAUUCAUCUGGCCUGAGCAGCCCCCUGCAGAUCCUGGCUGCCCAGGCAUCCAGCUCCCCCCCGGUGCUGGUGGGCCGGCAAUCCGGUGGAGACGCCUCCUCUAGAUCAGCAGGUGAGCCGCUGGCGAAGCGGCCAAAGAUGGAGGAUGAAGGAGAGACUGCAUCUGCUCAGCACCAAGCUACAUCUGCCCCGCAGCCUGUUAUUGUUACUAUGACGUCACAAACCCAUGAGCCCCGACAAUGAAACCUGGGGUCUCUCACCAGGUAUCCAACGGGCAUCCUGUCAUCUCCUGAAUGUUUUGCCUUUUGACAUAAAUACGACUGUAUUUGUUGAAUGGAAUGAAUUUGGUCAAAAUGACAUAAAAUGUAUAUUUGUUCUACAUUUUAGAGGCGAGUGAAUCUGGCUUCAGUUUGUUUCAUCUUCCGUUAAUCAAAGGAAACUGAAGAUAAUUAGGCCUGAUGAGCAAAAUGGUUUAGCACUGCUUUAACUUUCUAAACAAUGGAGAUAGGAAUGUGGUGGAACUCCAGCCAAAGACCCAUCCUUGACUGCUGCAUUGGUUAGUUAGUUUGAAUAUGGAGACUCAGUGCAGCCUGUUGAAUCCGGCAGCACAUUAACCAGGUUUAUGUCACCUGGGAGACCUGGAUCAUGACUGUAGUUUUAUAAAAGAAGCAAUAUUCCUAGACAGUAAAAUGAGACCCAAAUCCCCCAAAAACAAACAGGCUCAGAGAAAUAAAAGUAUGAAUAUUAACCUUAAGACCAGAAUGUAAUACCUCUUGCCUUCUCAUAGAAGCAAAAAAAAAAAAAAAAAAAAGGAUGUUGAGGAAA
Molecule: messenger RNA, 3287 nt
Organism: Poecilia latipinna (sailfin molly)
Lineage: Eukaryota; Metazoa; Chordata; Actinopteri; Cyprinodontiformes; Poeciliidae
Gene: foxk1
Product: forkhead box K1
Exons: 10
Coding region: 714-2705 (663 amino acids)
Biological process (GO): regulation of transcription by RNA polymerase II
Molecular function (GO): protein binding; RNA polymerase II cis-regulatory region sequence-specific DNA binding; DNA-binding transcription factor activity, RNA polymerase II-specific
Source: RefSeq, a predicted model, not a curated record